Ogataea philodendri is the source of this 2160-nucleotide messenger RNA. RefSeq lists its product as uncharacterized. NCBI's taxonomy places the organism in Eukaryota, Fungi, Ascomycota, Pichiomycetes, Pichiales, Pichiaceae. Bases 1 to 2160 code for a protein of 719 amino acids. The transcript has 3 exons. The record is from RefSeq and is a predicted model, not a curated record.
AUGUUGGAAUACCACAGCUCCUUGGUCGCUUUGCCGUCGUCCGGUAGCUCCACAAAGUCGGCCAGAGGGUUCUCCGUCAACACCAGGCUGAACGUCGACACGUCCGCAGACCAAUUCGUCACCGUCGGCACAAUGUUCAAAAAUAUCUUGAACCCGACCUUCGACACCACCUCGGCCAUGUCGCGGAACACUCUGGUUGCUGUCCAACCAAGCGAUGGUCUCGUCGCAAGCCUUGGUCAAAGUCUCUCUCUUGGAAGCCUCAACCUUCUCUUCGAAUUGCUUCUCGGAAGCAGUCUGCUUCAAAGAGUAAGCGUAAGACUCCAAUCCGUUCUUAGCAGCAACUCUCUUAGCCUCCUUCUCGUCCUCGUCCUUGAACUUCUCGGCCUCGGCAACCAUUCUCUCGAUCUCCUCCUGAGACAAUCUACCCUUGUCGUUGGUGAUGGUGAUCUUUUGAGUCUUACCGGUACCCUUCUCAAGGGCAGAAACGUUCAAGAUUCCGUUAGCGUCAAUGUCGAAGGUGACCUCAAUUUGUGGAACACCUCUUGGAGCUGGUGGAAUACCAGAAAGCUCGAACUUACCAAGCAAGUUGUUGUCCUUGGUUCUGGCUCUCUCUCCCUCGUAAACCUGGAUCAACACACCAGGUUGGUUGUCGGAGUAUGUGGAGAAAGUCUCGGACUUCUUGGUUGGGAUGGUGGUGUUUCUUGGGAUCAACUUGGUCAUGACACCACCGGCAGUCUCGAUACCAAGAGACAAUGGAGCAACGUCCAAAAGCAACAAGUCUUGGGUCUUGGAAGAAGUGUCACCAGACAAAAUGGCAGCCUGGACAGCAGCACCGUAAGCAACAGCCUCAUCUGGGUUGAUGGAUCUGUUUGGCUCCUUACCGUUGAAGAAGUCAGAAACGAGCUUUUGCACCUUUGGAAUUCUGGUGGAACCACCAACAAGAACAAUCUCGUUAACUUGAGACUUGUCAAGCUUGGAGUCCUUCAAAACCUUCUCGACAGGGUCCAAGGUGGAUCUGAAAAGAUCUUGACAAAGCUCCUCGAAUCUGGCUCUGGUGAUGGAGGUGUAGAAGUCAAUACCCUCGUACAAGGAGUCAAUCUCCAAAGAGGUUUGAGCAGAGGAGGAAAGAGUUCUCUUGGCUCUCUCACAAGCGGUUCUGAGUCUUCUCAAAGCUCUCUGGUUACCGGAGAGGUCCUUCUUGUUCUUUCUCUUGAAUUCGUUGAUGAAGUGGUUCACCAAUCUGUUGUCGAAAUCCUCACCACCCAAGUGAGUGUCACCGGCAGUGGCCUUAACCUCGAAGAUACCGUCCUCGAUGGAAAGCAAAGAGACAUCAAAAGUUCCUCCACCAAGAUCGAAGAUCAAGACGUUUUGCUCGCCCUCGCUCUUCUUGUCCAAACCGUAGGCAAUGGCAGCAGCAGUAGGCUCGUUGAUAAUUCUCAUAACGUUCAAACCGGCAAUCAAACCAGCGUCCUUGGUGGCCUGUCUUUGAGAGUCGUUGAAGUAAGCUGGAACGGUGAUAACAGCGUCGUUAACCUUGGUUCCGAGGAAAGCCUCAGAGGUCUCUCUCAUCUUGGUCAAGAUCAUAGAGGAGAUCUCUUCUGGGGUGAAAACCUUGGUCUCACCCUUGAACUCAACCUCGAUUUGUGGCUUACCGCUCUUGUCGAUAACCUUGAAUGGGAAGUGCUUAACGUCACCCUGGACCUCAGGGUCGUCGAACUUUCUACCAAUCAAUCUCUUAGCGUCGAACACAGUGUUCUUUGGGUUCAUAGCGGCCUGGUUCUUAGCAGCAUCACCAAUCAAUCUCUCGGUGUCGGUGAAGGCGACGAAAGAUGGAGUGGUUCUGUUACCUUGGUCGUUGGCGAUAAUCUCAACUCUGUCGUUGGAGAAGUGCGCAACACACGAGUCGCCGUCGCGUCGUUCACCGUUCGGUACUUGAACGACUUGCAAGUGCGCGACAUGUUUGACGGAGUGAGUUUUUCGUCCCAGGCGUCGUAUUUCCCAGGCUACGUUGUUUUGGAGAUUAACGAACUGCAAUUCUUCGACAGAGACCAGCUGAUUCUGUCCAAUGCCGAAGUUGUGCCGUAUCUGUACUCCAACUACAAGUACCGCGACCGGUUCGAGGCCAAGAUCUACUCCGACUCCGAGGAGAGCGACGACUAG